AUGGAUGACAAGUCCACACGCAAAGAACAAACCACCAAGGACACCGACUUCAUCAAAUCGUCUCCAGAUGGCCUCUCUGAUCUUCUUGCAGACGGUUGCCCCGUUGAAAUACUAGAGUGCGAUAAAUCCGGAAAUGUCCAACAGCGGUGGUUGCAUACCAAAGAUCGCUACGUGGUUCCCAUCCAGAUCUCGCCUGCCGGCACGAAGAAUGACUUCAUCAUCCAGCUCAUCAGGGGAUGGCGGAAGACCCUGUUCGAUUGCUUCCUGCCCGUGGGCUUCCCCCACUCGGUGUCUGACGACUACCUCGCGUACCAGGCGUGCGACUCGAUCCAGGCCUUCUUCUCGACCAUCACGUCCCUGCUGGCGAACCGAGCCCUCCUCCAGGGCCUCGGGGUCGGAGAUGCCAAUUCCUCGGCCACGUAUGCCCUGCUCCUGACCAUUCUCACGGACGCCAUGUCCCGGAUCGCGACCAUCGUUUUUGCCAAUCGCUGGGGUCUCCGCAUCGAGCCCGAGGCGAAGCGGUACCGUUUCCUCGCGGACGUCUUCAACGACACGGCCUUCUUCCUGGAGCUCUACAGCCCCGCCCUGGGACCGUGGGGCAAGGUGCUUACUCUGAGCGUCGGCGAGGCUCUGCGUGCUCUGUGCGGUGUCGCGGCGGGGGCGAGCAAGGCCGCGCUGAGUGUUCACUUCGCCAGGCACGACAACCUUGCCGAGCUGAACGCGAAGGAGGCCAGCCAGGAGACUGCGGUGGGCCUGGUCGGUCUCCUCGUCGGGACUUUGGUGGUGAAGCUGGUCCAGGAUAGCCGGAGCGUCAUGUUCCUGAUGAUCGUGUUGGUCAUGGCCCACCUGUUUGUCAACUACGUCGGCGUCUGCAGUGUUCAUAUGACGAACCUGAACCGCCAGCGAGCUGUCAUCUUCUUCUCCGAGUACCUCAAAUCCGGCACCGUCCUCUCCCCCAAGGCGGUUGCGAAGCGGGAGAGCAUCCUCUUCGAGUCUACUCGCAUCGUCAACAAGCGCGGUGAGCGUGUCGCUAAGAUCGACAUCGCAAAGGACUUCCGGGAUGCGAUGGAUAAGCGAAACUGCGGCGCCGUGUCGGUUCUCGACGGGCACAAGUACUCCCUCUUCAUUGGCAACCAGCACAACGGGCUUGCCAGCAUCAAGAUCAUGCUCUGGGAUGGCUCUGACCCAUGGUAUGCGGUCAACGCAUGGUUCAGCGCUAUGAAGAUCGCGCAGGUGAUGGAGGAGGGCAAAGGCUUCACGAAGGAGGUGGAGCAGCUUGUGAAGAAAAGUAGUAGCGAGGAUGGCGAUGGCGGUCUCACAGACCUUCUGGAUUCCGAGUUCAAGGAGAAGAUGCAGAGCGUGGGAUGGGAUCUUGAUAGCCAGGCUUUCGAGACCAAGGCCCCCGUCCGGCUCCGCUUCCAACAGGCCCAUCGCAAGGACGAAUAG
Clonostachys rhizophaga is the source of this 1446-nucleotide messenger RNA. The record is from the annotation of a GenBank genome assembly. NCBI's taxonomy places the organism in Eukaryota, Fungi, Ascomycota, Sordariomycetes, Hypocreales, Bionectriaceae.